This is a messenger RNA of Carlito syrichta (Philippine tarsier), 1617 nucleotides long. RefSeq names its product Src homology 2 domain containing F (gene SHF). The transcript is spliced from 7 exons. NCBI's taxonomy places the organism in Eukaryota, Metazoa, Chordata, Mammalia, Primates, Tarsiidae. The coding region runs from base 169 to 807 and encodes 212 amino acids. Gene Ontology annotation, molecular function: phosphotyrosine residue binding. The record is from RefSeq and is a predicted model, not a curated record.
GGGCCCCCGGCGCCCCCUGCCGAUGAGCGGAUCUCCGGACCCCCGGCCAGCAGCGACAGGCUGGCAAUCCUAGAAGACUAUGCGGAUCCUUUUGACGUUCAGGAAACUGGUGAAGGCUCAGCAGGAGCUUCAGGAGCCCUGGAGAAGGUCCCCGAAAAUGACGGCUACAUGGAGCCCUAUGAGGCCCAAAAGAUGAUGGCUGAGAUCCGGGGCUCCAAGGAGACAGCAGCUCAACCCUUGCCUCUGUAUGACACACCCUAUGAGCCAGAAGAGGACGGGGCUACCCCGGAGGGUGAGGGGGCCCCCUGGCCCCGGGAGUCCCGCCUGCCAGAAGAUGAUGAGAGGCCCCCCGAGGAGUAUGACCAACCCUGGGAGUGGAAGAAGGAGCGGAUUUCCAAAGCCUUUGCAGUUGACAUUAAGGUCAUCAAAGACCUACCUUGGCCUCCGCCUGUGGGACAGCUGGACAGCAGCCCCUCCCUGCCCGACGGGGACAGGGACAUCUCCGGUCCAGCCUCGCCCCUCCCAGAGCCCAGCCUGGAGGACAGCAGCGCCCAGUUUGAAGGAUCGGAGAAGAGCUGCCUGUCACCUGGCCGGGAAGAGAAGGGGCGGCUACCUCCCCGACUCUCUGCAGGGAACCCCAAGUCAGCCAAACCCCUAAGCAUGGAGCCCAGCAGCCCCCUGGGGGAGUGGACAGAUCCAGCACUGCCUCUGGAAAACCAGCUGGUAUCACGGUGCCAUCAGCCGAACCGAUGCCGAGAACCUGCUCCGGCUGUGCAAAGAGGCCAGCUACCUGGUGCGCAACAGUGAGACCAGCAAGAAUGACUUCUCCCUCUCCCUCAAGAGCAGCCAAGGCUUCAUGCACAUGAAGCUGUCCCGGACCAAGGAACACAAAUAUGUGCUGGGCCAGAACAGCCCGCCCUUCAGCAGCGUUCCUGAAAUCGUGCACCACUAUGCCAGCCGCAAGCUGCCCAUUAAGGGGGCCGAACACAUGUCCCUGCUCUACCCCGUGGCCAUCCGGACUCUUUAGAUGUGAAGCCGGGGCGCUUUGCUGGACCCAACCCUAUGUCUGUCACCUGGCUGAGGGCUGUGGCUUCCCCUUUUCCUGGGAUGGAGUAGAAGCUGAAAAUUCCUUAAUUUAUUUUAAAGGGGAAAGGCUCCGGGGGCCGUGGACUUACGGGGGUUGUCUGGAGCUGGGUGUACAGGAAAUCCUGGAGAGAAAAGACAGCCCUGGAGGAAGGGGGACUCCAGAGCCACAGCCCUGGAGAGUUUAAGAUUGGCAGUUCUAAGCCCCAAGGCCGAACCUAGGGCAGAGGUGUCAACCUCCUUCACCACCACCCUCUCCUCGCGGAGUCAGCCCGGGAUGGACCAGGAUGUGGCUUCACAGGGCGCCGGUCCGUCUCUCUGCCCCCAUGCCCGCCCUCCACCCCUAAAUCUCCGGAGGGCUCUACCCAGAGCCUGGUGCGGACUUGGGGAAGAUAGGUCCCUGGGAGGGAUACGGCUUUGGGGGGAUGGGAGGCGGGGAAGGGCUCGGGCUGCCCCGGCCCCGGGCCAGAGGCAAUAAAUAAACCCAGCCCUGCCGGGCGCAGCCGCGUCUGCGCCUCCCGCGCUGCCCCCGCG